This is a messenger RNA of Didymodactylos carnosus, 609 nucleotides long. The record is from the annotation of a GenBank genome assembly. NCBI's taxonomy places the organism in Eukaryota, Metazoa, Rotifera, Eurotatoria, Philodinida, Philodinidae.
ACUGAUUUUGAUAGCGACGAUGAUUACGAUUAUUAUACGCGAAAUAAAAAAUACGUAAAGAGUCGCGUACAGCAUCAAAUAAGAAUCAAAACCUAAUAAAAAUUCAACCGUGUCAACGUAUUCAAGCAAGUGUCGUCCAUGAAGUACGUCCUAAGAGCGAUGUUUUUUUCUUCCCUCGUUUUUAUUUUUUCUCAACUAUUUUUCUUAUAAUUUGUUUUUUCUCCUUUGUGAAAAGCAGAACGGUUUAUAGAAAACGAUUACAAAUAUGUUGAUACAUCAUCAAGAUUAAAACAAAUGUUGAAAGAUAUAGAAAAUCAAUCAGAAAUAUCGGUCGAUAGUGAGCGUCAUACAUACAGAAGCUACAAAAGAUAUACGUGUCUGCUGCAAAUAUCAACCAGAACAACUGAUUAUAUUGUUGAUCCAUUGCCGUUGAAAAGUGAGUUACAUGCCCUGGAUAAUGUGUUUACAAAUGCAAAAGUUGUUAAAAUUCUUCACGAUGCUGCUUUCGAUGUUGAAUGGUUACAAAACGACUUUGGUCUCUACGUCGUUAAUAUCUUUGAUACAUUUCAAGCGUCGAGAGAAUUAAAUUUGUCAUCACUUAUCUUUUGA